CCGUGAUGCCUUGGGCUCUUGUUUUGGCAUUUUUUGUGUGUAUUUUGUAUUUUUCUGGUAUAUAGAUAGAGACUCUGUGAUACUGAUUAUAAUUGAUCUUGAGAAGAUAUGGUGGAGAAAUGGAAUCACGGGGGUUGGACAGUGGUGGUCUAAAAACCAGAAAACAUACCCACAUGGAAUUUGUGGGGAUCGGUUACAAACACAUAAGUGAAAUCACUACCCCAUCACUCGCAGAUCUCUUGGUACUCGGAAUUCCAGGCUUACUUUCUGUUUGUUUCUCCAGAAAAUUCCCUCUUUCUUGAUGUUUUCUCUGGCCUAAAUGUUGCCCUUUUGAUUCCCAGCUAUGUAAAGUUGUGCCAGACAUGAAUUUUAGCUAUUGGGUAUUUGUUUUUGCGGAGUUUUAGCAUCUGGGUCUUGGAGUUUAUGAAGUUUUGUCGACUGUGUGGAGCAGUUUUGAGUUUUAGCUAUUGGGUUUUUGUUUUUGCUGAGUUUUAGCAUCUGGGUCUUGGAGCUUGUAAAGUUUUGCAGACUCUUUGAAGAGUAGUUUUGAGUUCGUUUGAAGAUAAUCUUGGAGUUCAUGAAGUUCUGUUUGUACGAGGCAAUGCAGAGUUUGUAAAUUGAUGUUUGAAUGGCUUCUGUGAUUGUUGUUUAUGGUGGUUUUGAUCAGUGGGCACUGUUUAUGUAGAGAAAGUAAAGUUGUUGACGUUAGAACAGAGUAUGGAAAGAAGAGGGUUUUUGUUGUGGAGAUUAGGAUUACUGGUUUUGACAUUGAUGGAUGGCUCUUUUGCAACUCUCUCUCCUUCUGGUAUAAACUAUGAAGUUGUAGCUUUGAUGGCUAUAAAAAAUGGUCUCAAUGACCCAUACACUGUUCUGGAGAACUGGGAUAUUAAUUCAGUUGAUCCUUGUAGUUGGAGGAUGAUUACAUGCACUCUAGAUGGCUAUGUGUCUGCUUUAGGACUGCCUAGCCAGAGCUUGUCGGGGACCUUAUCACCAUGGAUCGGAAACCUCAGUAACUUGCAAUCUGUGUUGCUGCAAAAUAAUGCAAUUCUGUCCGCCAUUCCUGCUGAAAUUGGGAAGUUGGAGAUGCUUCAGACACUUGAUCUCUCCAACAAUAAGUUUAGUGGUGAAAUACCCACUUCUUUGGGCAACCUCAAGAAUCUGAAUUAUUUGCGACUAAACAACAAUAGCCUUACUGGACCCAUUCCUGAAUCUUUAUCCAAAAUUGAAGUCCUCACUCUUGUGGACCUUUCUUUCAACAAUCUUAGCAAUUCCGUGCCAAAAAUAUCUGCAAGAACUUUCAAAUUAACGGGCAACCCUUUAAUUUGUGGACCUAAUUCAAAGUACAACUGUUCUGUUUAUCCUGAGCCACUCUCCUUCCCGCCAGAUGCUGAAACAGAAUCAGGGAAGAAAAACCACCGUGUGGCUUUUGUAUUUGGUGCUAGCUUUGGAUCUGCACUUUUAAUCAUAGUAAUUAUUGGAUCACUUGUUUGGUGGAGAUAUAGACACAACAAGCAAAUUUUCUUUGAUGUUAAUGAUCAAUAUGAUCCAGAGGUAUGCUUGGGCCAUUUGAAAAGGUAUACCUUUAAAGAACUCCGGGCUGCAACCGAUCAUUUCAACGUGAAGAAUAUUUUAGGGAAAGGCGGAUUUGGAAUUGUCUACAAGGGUAGCUUAAAUGAUGGGACUACGGUGGCUGUGAAAAGGUUGAAGGACUUUAACGGUGUUGGCGGUGAAAUCCAAUUUCAGACAGAAGUAGAGAUGAUAAGUUUGGCAGUCCAUCGGAAUCUUCUGAGGCUUUGGGGGUUCUGUACGACUGAAAAUGAGCGGAUUCUUGUUUAUCCAUACAUGCCAAAUGGGAGUGUAGCUUCUAGAUUAAGAGAUCACAUUCAUGGUAAACCAGUUUUAGACUGGUCCAGGCGAAAGAGGAUAGCUUUGGGUACAGCACGGGGGCUACUAUAUUUGCAUGAGCAGUGCGACCCAAGAAUUAUUCACCGGGAUGUUAAAGCAGCCAACAUUCUGUUGGAUGAAGACUUUGAGGCAGUUGUUGGAGAUUUUGGGUUGGCAAAGCUCUUGGAUCCCCACGAUUCUCAUGUGACGACAACCGUGCGUGGAACCGUCGGCCACAUUGCUCCCGAGUAUUUGUCAACUGGGCAAUCAUCAGAGAAAACUGAUGUGUUUGGGUUUGGAAUCUUGCUCCUCGAGCUAAUUACAGGCAAGAAGGCUUUGGAGUUUGGUCGAGCAGCAAACCAGAACCAGAGAGGAGUAAUGCUUGAUUGGGUGAAAAAGCUUCACCAGGAGGGAAAGCUGAAUGUAUUGGUGGACAAAGAUUUAAAGGGAAAAUUUGACCGCGUAGAGUUAGAAGAAAUGGUUAAAGUUGCCCUUUUGUGUACUCAAUUCAAUUCUUCUCAACGCCCCAAAAUGUCCGAAGUAUUGAGGUUGUUGGAAGGGGAAGGCUUAGCUGAGAAAUGGGAAGCCUCACAAAAUGUUGAGACGCCAAGGUACCUCCGAUCAUUUGAAUAUCCUCCUGAAAGAUAUGCAGAUUUCAUAGAAGAAUCUUCACUCACACUCGAAGCAAUGGAACUCUCUGGCCCCCGGUGACAAAUUUUUUUCCCCUUCCUAUACAGUUAAAUUUCUCUGUUUCAUUUGGUUGCCCAGCUUUGAAGUGAAAGAAGUAUUUGAUUGGUGUUGAUAGCUAUUGAAUAUGAAUGUAUUCAUCUGUAAAAAGAGUAAUAUAUAUAAAGCAUUUUGUUCUUUGUGAAAUAUUGGUUGAGUUGAUAGGAA
Messenger RNA from Camellia sinensis, 2778 nucleotides. RefSeq names its product protein CLAVATA3 INSENSITIVE RECEPTOR KINASE 1-like. Lineage: Eukaryota; Viridiplantae; Streptophyta; Magnoliopsida; Ericales; Theaceae. Gene Ontology annotation, biological process: protein phosphorylation. Gene Ontology annotation, molecular function: ATP binding; protein kinase activity. The record is from RefSeq and is a predicted model, not a curated record.